Molecule: messenger RNA, 774 nt
Organism: Penicillium pulvis
Lineage: Eukaryota; Fungi; Ascomycota; Eurotiomycetes; Eurotiales; Aspergillaceae
Product: putative para-hydroxybenzoate-polyprenyltransferase Coq2
Exons: 1
Coding region: 1-774 (257 amino acids)
Biological process (GO): ubiquinone biosynthetic process
Cellular component (GO): mitochondrial inner membrane
Molecular function (GO): 4-hydroxybenzoate polyprenyltransferase activity
Source: RefSeq, a predicted model, not a curated record
AUGCGAGGUGCAGGUUGUGCCAUUAAUGACCUGUGGGAUCGCAAUCUUGACCCACAUGUAGAACGUACCAAAUUCCGUCCCAUCGCGCGAGGGGCACUCUCCCCAUCCAAGGCUGUGCUUUUUACGGGCUCUCAAUUAUUGGCUGGGCUAGGAGUCCUUCUUCAAUUCCCGACCCAGUGCCUCUGGUAUGCGAUACCCAGCUUACCAAUCGUGGUGGCAUAUCCCUUGGCCAAGCGAAUAACCAACUACCCUCAGUUGGUGUUGGGGUUCGCCUUUUCUUGGGGGGCAAUUAUGGGGUUUCCAGCUCUGGGUGUGGAUCUAUUGAGCAACCAUGAUGCGCUCCUAGCUGCAGGGGCCCUCUAUUCUAGUUGUAUUGCGUGGACAGUUCUGUAUGAUAUGAUAUAUGCGCAUAUGGACAUCAAGGACGAUGUGGCGGCGGGCAUCAAGUCAAUCGCCUUGCGUCAUGAACAUAACACCAAGGCCGUCUUAACGGGUCUGGCGGCGGCCCAGGUGGCCCUUCUAGGUGCUGCAGGGGUUGCCGCAGGCUGUGGUCCUGUCUUUUUUGUAGGCAGCUGCGGCAGUGCCCUUCUUUCCCUGGGCCUCAUGAUUUGGAAUGUCCAGCUUAAGAAUGUCUCUAACUGCUGGUGGUGGUUCAAGAACGGGUGUUUGCUGACCGGUGGAGGAAUCACAAUGGGCCUCCUGGGUGAGUAUACCGCUCAAUACCUGGGUUUGUACGCUAGUACUGGACAGUCCGAGUCCGAGUCGACACAAUGA